AUGACAGUGGAAAACUUUGGAGCUAGCCUCGGAGGUGAAGUUGCAACUUCAGGCGCCAGUGAUAAUUGGUCAUUUGAACUGGCAUUGAGCCUACUACAGAUUCCACACGAUGACAAAAGACUCAAGUCAUUAAAUGAAUUCCUUUUAAAGAAUCAAGAAUUGUUGUCAACUCCAUUGGUGUUUCAAAAAACCUCAAAUGAUGCCUUACCAUCAAAAGAAAAACUCAAGACAUACGGAGAAGGUGUAACUGAAGCUCAUUUGAAGUAUGCAGAAGAGAUCUCUAAAUUGCUAAACAUAAGUCAAAAGGAUGCCUUUAGAAUCAUUGUUGAUACGUUGAAACGCGUACCAGAAUCCAACGAAUCACAGAAAACCAAAACCUACUCCAAUGAUGAAUUUGAAAGACAAUCCAAACAUAAACUUUACAAACUAUAUAUCAGCAGCAUAAUGAGAGAAAGACGUACAGUAAUAAGGCUAAUCAGAACAUUAGUUAGUGGUGAAUCCAUUCCUUUCAUAGAAAAGAAGUUUUCAGAGAAAAUCUUUCAAGACGGUGAAUUCAUUUCCAAUGCAAUCACUUCCUUGCAAACCUUUGUUGAUUUAAUCAACAAUAAUGAGUCAGAUUUCGCUGAUAUCAUUUCAUCUGAAAUUUCAUUGACAAUAGUUGAGAUGCUAAAGUUGCUUAUAUCGUUGUUGAUUGUUGUUUCCACCACAGCCAAUAAUGUUGUCAAAUGGUUCAAUUUUUUGAAAUCUAACAAGUUUUUCACAGAUUUGAAAGACCUUAUCCCAGAAGAAUUUUAUGAAGAGAUAGAAGCUUUAAGAUCCAUCACAACUUUGUUAUUUCUAGGUUUCAACACUAACGAUGAUUCUUUUGAUCCAAUUUCUCCUUACUUAUCAGAUACAAAUUCAAUCAAGUCCAUAAACAGCGUAUUAUCAAAGUCAUCAGAAGAUCCAUUGACUCUCUAUGCUUGGACUAUAAUAUUGUAUACCCUUGAUGAUGCCAAAACAAGUGUUUUGUUUGGUGAAACCUUUGCUCAAGUUCAUGGUUAUUUUGCCGUCAAGGCUGCAGAACUUGAUGUCUUCAAAAGAAUCGAGCAUUUUCAUCAAGCCUUACAUUAUGACAAUCUAUACUCAGCCAUAAUCUCAUCUUUUUUGAUUGCUGCUGUUCCAUUCAUACAACUUAGUGACAAGAUAUCGUAUACAUACUUGCAAAUUUUCAAAGAUACACCAAAUACAUUUGUUGAGAAAUUUUUCACCAAUGAGGACACACAAAGGUUACUGUUCUUAGCAAAAGCCAAAUUCCCAGAAGUAAUUAUUCCAUAUUUGAGAAUUUUGAGCAUAAACGGUGCCUUUGCCCAUGAUGAAUUAUCAAAAUUAUCUUCUUAUAUGCAUACAAUAUCAUCACAAAACUUGGAUUAUGAUAAUGAUACUGAAUCAGACACCAUUAUUUUGAAAAAUGGUCUUUAUGUGAAUCCCCCAUAUGAACAAAAUAAAGAUGUGUUGUUGUAUUUACCAGAAUCAACCAGAGGUAAAUUGGUUCCAACUGCAGAUCCAAAGACUGAAGCUGCUAUUUUCCAAUACAAUUAUAAUGGUUGGGCCUUGAUAGGGAGGAUCAUGCAAAAUGUUUCAGGGUUUGAAGAGGAUGAAGAGGUUCUCGUUACAAUUCUCGAAUUGCUAUCAAAUACAUUGGGUUCCGUGGACUAUGAAACAAGUGUUGAUAUUUUGGAAAGUUUGUCCUCUUUUGUUGAUAAUGGAGACAUCCUAGAGAUCAUUUUGAAGCUUUUCGAGCAAUCACUUCAUCAGAGAAACAUCAGAGUGCUUACACCAGUAGCUGAUUUUUUGAUUUCUUUGGUUGGAAAUUUUCCACAAAUUGUUUGGUCUCAUUUGGUCCGUUCAGAUCUAUUAGAACAUGGUGGUAGAGGUGGUUUGAUUGCAACUAUCUUGGGAAGUGUGGAAACUGUAAGCGGUGACUAUAAAUUCACCAUAUCUUUGUUGAAAUUAUUGAACGAGUUGGUAUUGAAUUGUAUCUCAGCCCCAGAAGAUUGGACUACUCAAAAGAAUGAAGUUAUUCCAAAGUUUACUAGUCACGCUGUUCAAGUUUUUGAAAGCUUCAUAUAUUGGAAUUAUAAGAAUAGCUAUCAAAAGUUUCAAAUUGGAACCUUGAUUAUUGACACAUUCUCAAAAAUAUUAUAUUCAGUUUAUGGUAUUGAUCCAGAGUCAGAAAUCAACAAAAAGGUUACCAAGUCACUAGCAGCUUCAGCCAGUAAGGUUAUCAAAUCUUUUACAAAUUCAUUCCCAGAUGUUAGAACAAUAAAACCAAUUAUUGCAGCCGUUGAAUUACUAGAUCAGACACCUGCCGUAUUUGAUACUUCUGGAAGAGUUGGAUUUUGGUUUGAUCAAUGGUCUAGAGCCUCUUUGGAGUUUUCAAAACUAGUUGUCUCAAUAAGAUCAGUCAUUGGAAGCCCACCAUCUACUUUAGAAAUCUCAUUAUUCACCAAAGCCCCACUUCUCAUCAAUGCGUACACCAAACAUACCGUUUUACGUGGUGAUAUUUUACAAUUGUUGACCCAGCUAGUCAGUGCUAAGUGGCCAACUGAUUCACCUUCACUACUUUCUCAUUUGGGGGAUCACCAUACAGGUGUGUUGUUAGCCUCUGUUUCAGCUGAUUUACAGCACAAGUUUGAUGAUUUUAAAGUCAAAAAAUAUUUAUACGACUUCUUUUCUGCUGUCGUUGAAGGUAAUCAAAAAGGUUUAUCAAUGAUUUUUUUAAAUGGUCGUGAUAUUCGUGAUACCACCAAGAAACAAAGCUCUAUAUUGGAUAUCUUGAAAAAUAAUGUUGGACGCUUAGAUUAUUAUCCAGAAUCACUAAGUAUUCAUCUUGUUGAAGCUAUAGCUCAUGCUUUUAACUCUUGGUCAUCAAAGAAGGAAGAAAAUGAUGUGGAAUUUAUACAGACGUUGGUGAAGAAACUAAGUGACUUUAAAACUGGCUCAAGUGAUCUGAAGAAUGAUGAUGAUAUUAUUCAAGAAGCUUAUAGAUACAAAUUAAAUUCGAGAAUUGCUGAAAUUUGUGCUCUUUUCAUCUUUACAUCAAAAGAUGAAAAAGCCUCAAAACCUAUUGUUGAUCUAUUAAGUGACGGGAAAGUUGUUGAGUUGAUUAAACCAUUGUAUCAACCAUUCGGAUAUCGUGCUUCAUUACACGAGAACCUGAAUAACAAUUUUGAAAGCAAAUGGCCAUCUUACAAGUUACAACAGUUCAUACGUUCACCAUUAGCCAAUUCAACGAGAUAUGGUGAGAAUGCUGUUUAUGAUUUAAGAUUGCUAGAUGAUAUACUUGGAAAUAACCCAUAUUGGACUGGAAAUAAUCUUACAAAAGGUUAUAGAAGUGAAGUUAUUUCAGCAAGUUUGAACAUUCAAUAUGUUUCAUCUCAAAUAAGUGCUGCUAAAUCCUGGGGUGCUUUGUUGACUGCUUACGUUAAAAAAUUCAAAAUUUCAUCAACUUUUGUUGAGAUUAUCAAGAAACUUUUACAAGCUAAUAUUGAUGAAGGGGUCAAAGUUAACCUUUUUGAAGAAAUUUACCGCGUUCGUGUGGAGUUGUCAUUCUUUUUCUUAUAUUCAAUAACUAAAGAUAGGGAGUUGAAAGAGAAUGAAAUUGUUGAAAUUAUGAGAUUGGCUUUACAGCUCGCCACUUCAGCAGAUGUUGAUUUUUUGGGCAGUGUAUUGUCAAGUAAAGCUGAUAUUUACAGACCAUUAUUGAGAAUUGUUUCGAAUUUGCUCUCUGCCUCCAAAAAAAACACAAAAGUUAUUGAAAUUUUGUCCACAGAUCUUUUGGAGUUUUUUGAAUUUGUCAUUGCAAAAGGUACAUCGGUGAUUUUGGGCUCCAUUCAAUCUGACAUAAGCUCUCCCGAUAUUGGUGGAAGAGUGGAAGACUUGUAUUUAAUCAUUUCAUUAUUCAAAGGACUGGUUGCGACAAAUCCACCAACUAGUUUCACAACAAAAAUGUCCACAUUGUUGGUUGAUUUUGGUACAUUGAAGGCUAUUUUGAACGUUUAUUCAAGCUCUCAUUUAUUGAAAGUCAAUAAUGAACCUUUGUUUGCUGACUUGACAUUAUCAUUUAUGCUUGAGUUGGUGUCUGUUGACUCUAUUGCUGAACAAUUAAUAUCUAGUGGGUUGUUUUCAACUUUAAUCCAAUCGCCAAUUUCAUUAAUAAUUCAAGAAGGUAAUAUAUCUGUUCAGUCGUCACCAAGAUAUCAUAAUAUCUGGAGUAAUGGUUUAUUGGCCAUUAUACUAACUCUAUUGAGCAAGUUUGGAGCUAGAUUACUUCCGGAAAUUUGUGUUUUUGUCAAUUAUUUUAUAAAACAGAUUUCAUCAACAAUACAAAGCUGGUCACAAGACUCACUAGCCAUCACUAUUCCAGCACUACAAGAAACAGAACAAAUCAUUAUACUACAAAGGGCACUAAAGGUUCUAUAUUAUGAAUUUGGAUUGAAUAUACAAAAUAUGCAGCAACAAACAGCAGAGAUUAUACCAGAAUUGGAUUCAAAGAAGGGCAGAAAAGCUUUAUCAGAUGCUUUUACUCAUUUAUUAGCCCAUCCAAAAUUCUUGACAUCUAGAAUAAUACCAACUACAUUUGAGGAACAAAGGAUGUUUGAAGGAGAAGAUAAAAUAAGAACCCCAUUGGUUGAACAAUUGGCUUCUCAAAUUGGAGAAUUGAAGCAGUCACUUACUGAUUAA
Hansenula anomala is the source of this 4725-nucleotide messenger RNA. RefSeq names its product Nup188p (gene NUP188). NCBI's taxonomy places the organism in Eukaryota, Fungi, Ascomycota, Saccharomycetes, Phaffomycetales, Wickerhamomycetaceae. Gene Ontology annotation, molecular function: structural constituent of nuclear pore. The record is from RefSeq and is a predicted model, not a curated record. Gene Ontology annotation, cellular component: nuclear pore inner ring. The coding region runs from base 1 to 4725 and encodes 1574 amino acids. The transcript has 2 exons. Gene Ontology annotation, biological process: RNA export from nucleus; protein import into nucleus.